UUUUUUACAUCCUCACAAAGAAAAGGGUACAAUUUGUGUGACAAACUAGAACGCAGCUUUUUUUUAAUAAAAAAGAAUAGUUCAGGUAUACUUUCUGUGUUAAGUGCUGCUACUGCUACCACUAUACGCCCCUGAUGGGAGCAGCAAAGAAGCGCGUCGCUGUGAUAGGCGCAGGCCCAUCCGGCCUCAUCACCAUCGAUGCGCUAGCGCAGGAGAAGGCGUUCGAUGUGAUCAGGGUCUUCGAGAGGCGCGAGGCGCCGGGAGGUUGCUGGAUCGCGGAGGGUAACAGACCUGUCCCAAACCUCUCAGACUUCGAGGCUCUCGCGGCGCGGGCGGCGGAUCCCCCGCUGCCCGUCCCGGAUCAGUUGCCGGCGCAGACGGGCAGGUCGCCCCAGCCGCGCUUCAGCGAGUCGUCCGUGUACCCGUACUUGGAGACUAAUGUGGAUGAUGUUGCCAUGUCUUUCUCGCAGGAGGCCAUCCCGGAUGUGCGGAGUAAAUGGUCUGUCGGGAUGCACGGCCCAGACACUCCGUUCAGACACUGGACGGUGAUUCGGGACUACCUGCAAAGUCUGGUGGAAAGAAAUGGGUACGGGGAUCUAGUGUCGUACAACACCACCGUGGAACGUGCAGAGAAGAUCGGCGAAGAGUGGAAGGUCACGCUCAGGAGAGAGGGCGAGGAGAAGGAUGAGUGGUGGGAGGAGUGGUUUGAUGCCGUGGUGGUCGCAAGCGGACAUUACUCGGUGCCUUACAUCCCGAAGAUCCAAGGCUUGGAGGACUUUGCCAGGGAGAGGCCAGGGAGCGUGAUCCAUAGUAAGCAUUUCAGGGGCAGAGAGGCAUAUCGUGACAAGCGAGUGAUAGUGGUAGGCGCAUCCGUUUCGGGUGCGGAUAUUACAGUCGACUUGACCAAGACCGCAAAAACGCCAGUUUACGCUGUUGUGGUGGGACGCAACUUCAAUGGUUACUUCGGCGACACAGCCUUCCAGCACCCAAAGAUUGAUAAGCGCCCCUCGAUUUUGAGAAUUGAUGGUGCCACCAGAACGGUACAUUUCGAGGAUGGAACUUCUGUCUCAGAUGUAGACCAUCUGAUCUUUGGUACUGGCUUUUCAUGGACUAUACCGUUUUUACCUGGUGUGAAAACGCGGAACAACAGAGUUCCCGACCUCUACCAGCACACAGUCUACCGCCAUGAUCCCAGUUUGUUGUUCGUUGGUGCUGUAGGCGCAGGUCUGACGUUCAAGAUCUUUGAGUGGCAGGCUGUGCUAGCCGCACGCAUUCUUAGCGGGCGAGCCAGGCUUCCACCGACAGACGAACAGGAAAAGUGGGAGGUGGAGAGGAUAAGGGUCAAAGGGGAUGGUCCCAAAUUUCCAGUUGUCUACCCAGAUUUCGAAGAGUAUUUUGAGACUGUCCGCGACAUAGCUGGACCUGGCGAAAAUGGUUUUGGCCGGCAAUUACCUCCCUAUGACCCGAGUUGGUUCGACAGAUUUAUGGCAGGACAUGAGUUACGGAAAGCUAUGUGGAGAAGAGAGAACGACAGAGUAUUGGAGGAACUAUCAGGUCAACAGAAUGAAGAGGUCCUUGUGGCUUUAGAUGAAAAGUCUAGGGCGACGGAAGUGGAAGUUCAUCAAACGCUUGAGGUAGCCUAAGCCACGCGUUCUAUACCAUACGGAGUGGUCGAGUUAAUAAAAUGAUGGCAAUUUUGUUAUUUGAGGGAGCAUCUGGGACAACUGAGUUUAGCGCACAAAGUCACACAAAGCUAGAGAAAGAGAGCUCAUGGUUGUUGUGAAACGUUGAUUGUAUAAAUUAUUUCUAUAAUAAACAUUGAACAUAUAUUGGUAUCCUG
Molecule: messenger RNA, 1840 nt
Organism: Truncatella angustata
Lineage: Eukaryota; Fungi; Ascomycota; Sordariomycetes; Amphisphaeriales; Sporocadaceae
Exons: 3
Coding region: 135-1643 (502 amino acids)
Molecular function (GO): flavin adenine dinucleotide binding; NADP binding; N,N-dimethylaniline monooxygenase activity
Source: RefSeq, a predicted model, not a curated record